AUGCCUGCCCGUACCGUUACCCGCCCAGUCCUGCAAACCCUCGCCCGCCAGCUCCAACAGCAAGGCAUCCAACAGCAGCGGCCGCAACCAUUCUCCAUCAUGCACAACCUGCGCGCCAUCGCCCGCUCCUUCGAGCCGCACCCCUUCCAGCGCCUCCCCGUGGCCAGCAGCCCGGCACCGGCCGACUGGGCCCGUUUGGUACGGAGAGCCGGGGGCCAGGCUGUUGUGUUCUUUCCCGCCGGCCUUCUAAUGCUCGGGUGGCCAUACGCCGCCGCCGCCGUGCUCGACGGGAAGAUAUAA
This is a messenger RNA of Chaetomium globosum CBS 148.51, 300 nucleotides long. RefSeq lists its product as uncharacterized. The coding region runs from base 1 to 300 and encodes 99 amino acids. The record is from RefSeq and is a predicted model, not a curated record. NCBI's taxonomy places the organism in Eukaryota, Fungi, Ascomycota, Sordariomycetes, Sordariales, Chaetomiaceae. The transcript is spliced from 2 exons.